AUGGCUCUGCCUCCACCGAUAGCCUGGACCACCUGCAGAGGGCGUCAAUGGCCAGGCAGCGGCGGCAGCAGGGGAGCGCUCCAGGUCCACGGCCUAGAAGGGUCAUCCACACCACACCGUUCGGGCUGUGGGACAGCUUCCCGGAAGCGAGGACGCUGGACCAGAUGGUGCGGACCAUGGAGCACAUCAUGGACGGCGACGACGACGCCCGUUUCGGCGUCGUCGUGCCGGCAGCAGCGGCGGCUCCCACCGCCGUGCCGCGCGGCCGACAGCGAGCGGCGGGGGCGGACGCCGUGGGAGGUCAGGGAGCGCGCGGGGGAGUACCUAGUCCGGUUCGACAUGCCCGGGAUGGCUCGGGACGACGUGCGGGUUAGCGUGCAGGACCGGACGCUCGUCGUGGUCGCCGAGAAGAAGCAGCAGCCUGCUGCUGCUGGCGUUGUCGAGAAGCAGGAAGCGGAGGAAGCGGCAGGCGGCGAUUAUGAGGAGGGAGACGAGGAGGAGGAGGCGUGGCCGGCGGCGAGCUUCGGGCGGUACAGGACACGGGUGGAGCUGCCGGAGAACGUGGACGUGGAGAGGAUCGGCGCGGAGGUGAGGGACGGCGUGCUGUACCUCACCAUACCCAAGCUGUCGGCGGGGGGCAAGGUCGUCAACAUUCAGGUACACUGA
Molecule: messenger RNA, 666 nt
Organism: Miscanthus lutarioriparius
Lineage: Eukaryota; Viridiplantae; Streptophyta; Magnoliopsida; Poales; Poaceae
Source: the annotation of a GenBank genome assembly